UUCCCAUUUCUCAAGCAUUAGACCUGCUGCUGGCUUGAAAGGGGUCAGAAGAGGGAGAAGAUCCAGGGGGGAGGAGCGCGGUGAUCCAGACGGACUCCAGCAAGAAGCGACGUCACCUGCACACGGCGGAACCUCCAUCGCCUCGCCUGCCUCUCAAAGUUGAACCGGGGAUUGUAAGCAGCGGGGAUGGAGCGUGCACGGGACAUUGGAGUGUUCACAUUCCGGCUACUCUCCCUCCUCUGGUGCGCGCCAAGUGGCCUAUGGAGCUUCAACCUUUACGCACAGCAUCCAACGGUGUACCGGGGACCCAGUGGGAGUUAUUUCGGGUACUCCGUGGACUUCUACCAGCCCAGCGCCAGCAGCAAAACGUUCAGCGUUUUGGUAGGUGCUCCAAAGGCCAACACCUCCCAGCCUGGCAUUGUGGAAGCCGGGUCCGUCUACUACUGCCCCUGGCCGGGCCUGCCUGACAGCUGCAGACAAAUACCCUUUGACAAUGCCAAUAACCGCAUGAUAAAGGUAAAUGGCAGCAGAGAAACUUUGGAGUUUAAGUCACGUCAGUGGUUUGGAGCAUCGGUAAGGACGCACAAAGGCAAAGUGGUGGCAUGCGCUCCUCUCUACCACUGGCGUACGGUGAAGCUGAGCGGGGAGAUGGAUCCCGUGGGUACCUGCUACGUGGCCGUCCAGAACUUUAGUGCCUACGCAGAAUACUCGCCAUGUCGGACCAAUGACCCGGACCCAGAGGGGCAGGGCUUCUGCCAGGCGGGCUUCAGUGUGGAUUUCACCAAGGAAGGAAGGCUGGUGGUUGGAGGCCCUGGAAGCUUUUACUGGCAAGGUCAGGUGAUGACAGCGGGCGUAGCUGAGAUACUGAACGGCUACUCCUUGAAAGCUGUUCUGAGACGAGUUCCAGGGGAGAAACACACGGCCGCUGCUGAAGACACACACGAUGACAGUUACCUGGGAUACUCUGUAGCAGUGGGGGAGUUUACCGGCGAUUCCGAACAAGAGCUCCUCGCCGGAGUGCCGAGAGGAGCGCAGAACUUUGGAUAUGUCGUGAUGAUCAACUCCACUAACCUGACCUUCAUCCAGAAUUUCACGGGAGAACAGAUGGCCUCUUAUUUUGGCUACUCAGUAGCUGUGACCGACCUGAACGGAGACGGGACGGAUGACGUUCUGGUCGGAGCCCCCCUCUACAUGGAGAGGGAGAUGGAGAGUAAGCCCAAAGAGGUGGGGAGGGUCUACCUGUACCUGCAGAAGGCUCCACUUACCUUCUCCAAAGCCGUCGCCAUCACCGGCACGUACACCUUCGGCCGCUUCGGCACCGCCAUCGCACCUCUGGGAGACGUCAACAACGAUGGAUACAACGACGUGGCAGUGGGUUGUCCGUUUGGCGGAGAGGAUCGCGGAGGACGAGUAUUGAUCUUUAACGGACGCAGAGAUGUAACCACGCAAGGCCUGAUGCUGAGCCAAGAGCUGAAAGCGGCCUCCGCCCCUGCCGGCAGUCUGCCCGGUUACGGCUUCACCCUGCGAGGAGGCCAGGACCUGGACCACAACCAAUACCCUGACUUGAUCGUGGGGUCGUUUGGCGCUGGAGAGGUGUCUGUAUACAGGGCUCAAGCGGUUGUGUCUGUGGAUGCGGAGAUGAUCCUGACCCCGAGAAUCCUGAAUCCUGAUGAUCGACAGUGUCGUCUGCCGUUCACCGACGUCGUGGUGACCUGCCUGAAGGUGGAUGUGUGUGCAGAAGUGAGCGGAAUAGGCAUCCCCAGCUCUGUGGACUUGAGAGCAGAAGUGCAUUUGGAUUGGUUGAAAGGCGUCCGAGGAGGCGUGAAGCGAGUCCUCUUUUUGGAUAACCAGCAACCUCAGCGGACCGGACUCCUCACGCUGGGCCACGACCAUCCGCAGGCUUGCCUCAACUACACCAUUUACCUGCGAGAGGAAGACGAGUUCCGUGACAAAUUGACCCCCAUCUCAUUAGCUCUGAACUACAGCUUAGCUCCUCCCUCUCAGGGCCAGACGCUCCCACCGGUCCUCAACUACUACACCAGCACUUUCCUGCAAGAGCAUGCCUACAUUCUCCUGGACUGCGGUGACGACAAUAUUUGCAUCCCGGACCUUCAGCUCACUGCCAGCAUGGACCACUCUGAACUGGUGAUCGGAGAUGACAAUUUGUUUAUGUUGACCGUCACGGCGACGAACCGAGGAGAAGGAGCCUACGAGACGGAACUACAUGUCCUGCUUCCAUCGGAAGCCGACUAUAUUGGCGUGGAGAGAAAAGUUGAGUCUCUGGCUCAGCUGGACUGCGAAUACAACAUGGUGAAUGACUCCAGGCUCGUUGUGUGUGACCUGGGCAAUCCCAUGGUGGCCCAAACUGAGAUGUCUGUGGGCUUGCGGUUUUCAGUCCAAAGGCUUGAAAAUGCUGGACCAAAAAUUUGCUUUGAGCUACAGAUCCACAGCUCCAACAAAGACAACCCAGAUAGCAACCAAGUCAGCCUGAAUCUGGCCAUCGUCGCCAAAGCUCAAAUUGAUUUACGAGGGGUGUCUCAUCCUUCUCAGGUGGUUUUGCCAUUCCCACGCUGGGAACCCAAAGAGAAACCCGUCAAGGAAGACGACGUGGGUCCACAAGUGACCCACAUCUACGAGCUCCAUAACUCGGGUCCCAGUAGUAUUCGGGAGGCCGAGGUUGAGGUCGGAUGGCCUUCCCGCUUCCGUGACGAGAACCUGCUGUAUGCAAUGGAGAUUAGAACUGAUGGGCCAAUAAGCUGUCGGACGAAUAACAGCCUCAACCCACUUGGGCUACAGAUUUCAUCCCUCCAAGAUACUCCCGAACUUCUCGGCUUCUUGAGGAACACCAGCGAUCCUCUUCGCCGCCACAAGCGAGCCGCUAGCCCCGCCUAUAGUCACAGCGGUAAAACCUUGAACUGCACGAACAUCUCCUGCUUGAGAAUCACGUGCGUCGUGGGCCGCUUGGACCGUGGCCAGAGCGCUGUAGUUAAAGUCCGGUCAAGACUGUGGGCGCAUACUUUCCUGCAGCGCCGUAAUGACCCCUACAUUCUCAACUCGACUGUGACCUUCGUGGUCCUGGCCAUGCCUUAUCGGAUCCAGCCCCCCAACUUGCCUCAGCGUACCAUCUCGAUGGGGACACCAGUAUUAUGGGGGACACCAGAUGUGUCCUUUGCCGUGCCACUAUGGGUCAUCAUCCUAGCGAUACUGCUCGGGCUACUCGUGCUAGCCGUGCUAACGCUCGCCAUGUGGAAGUGCGGUUUCUUCGACCGGGCGAGGCCGCCAGCCGGGGACAACGUCUCCGACCAAGAGCAGCUGACGUCGGAUCGAACGGGAGAUGCUUAGAAUUAUUAGGAACACAUCCUAAUAAGGGGGAAUUGUGGUUUUAAGAGGAAUGUGCACCUUCUGAAUGAAUCCAAACGGAGAUCUGGAGUUGUUGGACCGGACGUUUUCUCGACUCCAGAUCUUCUGCCUCUCCUGUCGAUGAACUGACACGGCGGGAGGGCUAACUGCAUCAGGCGGAGACUAAAGAUCCUCAGCUUUGAUCAAAGCACACUUCAGCGGAAGACAUUUUUGGGAUCAUUUGUUCAUGAUGAGGUAGGACCACAGGAGAACAGUGUGAAGAAAGUUCUUCACAAAUCCACAUUAUAUGAACUAAGGCACAUCUGUGUUUGUGUGAAUGCUAGCCACGAUAUUAGGUAACCCCAAAAAUGGUAUUUUAACCACUUAGUGGUCAUUUCCCAUUGAGAUAACAAAAAGACUAUCAUUAUAUCGUGCAGGUGUACCUAAUGUUGUGACCGGUGGGUGUUUGUGUGGAUAUGUAUUUGUGUGCAGGGACUGUACAUUAUAUGUGUAUGUGUUAAUUAGGGGCUUCUCUUCAUCCAAUAUUUUGUUGUGCGUCCGAUGUGUCACACACAUCGGGAUGCAUUAACAUGAAGGCACAAAGCAAAACGUGUGUAUUUAUGAAUGUACGUGCAAUAUUUGUACAUUGCGUGAUACUGAAGCUUGUUUACACUGGCAUUAUUUUAUCAGAGCUUAAUGUAUAUACUGAAGUGAGUCGUGGGUAUGAUAGAUUUUAGUUUUGCUACACAACCCCAAAAAAAAGUUGUCUUGAAUGGUUUGUGCCACACCAAAUCACGUGAGGUGGGAAUAAGUUAUAUAAGAAAUGAUUAUCUGAGGUUUCAGUCUGGCUCACGAGCUCAAGGCUUUGCUUUUUUUUUGGUCGUUUUUGUUUUCCUUACAAAAACAGCAUACAGGUUUAUCGCAUACCAUUCAUGUGGUGAUCUCUUAAAAGUAAAUGAUAAAUUCUCACAUUGAUCUGAGUUCCAUUUAAAAUGUUUUGUUGCUUUGUAAAUGGGGAAAACACACAACAGAGAAUAAAUAUGACGUCAAAGAUUU
Messenger RNA from Syngnathus acus (greater pipefish), 4395 nucleotides. It is a transcript of the gene itga8, whose product is annotated as integrin, alpha 8. The transcript has 30 exons. Gene Ontology annotation, molecular function: integrin binding. Gene Ontology annotation, cellular component: integrin complex; external side of plasma membrane. NCBI's taxonomy places the organism in Eukaryota, Metazoa, Chordata, Actinopteri, Syngnathiformes, Syngnathidae. Bases 187 to 3342 code for a protein of 1051 amino acids. Gene Ontology annotation, biological process: cell adhesion mediated by integrin; cell-matrix adhesion; cell-cell adhesion. The record is from RefSeq and is a predicted model, not a curated record.